Molecule: messenger RNA, 2458 nt
Organism: Ectocarpus siliculosus
Lineage: Eukaryota; Phaeophyceae; Ectocarpales; Ectocarpaceae
Source: the annotation of a GenBank genome assembly
AUGUCGCCUCAGCGCCACACGAGGGCACCCUGGCGGGACGAAGACGAGGGAUACGCCCCGUCUCCUGGGAGAGGGCGCUACAGCCUGUCGACCCUCGCUGGGAGCCCGGACGCGCCGGUCGUCGACCUAGCUGGCCUUGACACCACCCUUCGGAACGACGACAGCGUAGUGUUGAGUCCACAAGGCGACGGUGAUGACCAGGGAUCUGGCGACACCGCCUCGGGGCAAAAAGCAGGUGCUACGGGCAACCAGACGGCUGUGAGGCCCAUGUGUAGGAUUGGAGAGAAGCAGUUACUGAUGCAACUCGUUCAGGAGUACACACCGGAGGGGACUCGGGAGACCAAGGCCAGGGCUCGUGUCUGGUUGGAUAUCGCGAAGCGGAUGCUGAUCCCAACAGAGGUCACGGUCACGGAGGACGCCGAAGAUACCGUGGUUACGGUCGACUACCAGCGUGGACGGGAUACCGUUGCCAUGGACAAGCUCGUGGACACCUGUCAGCGCCUCGUACGCGACGCGAAGAAGAAGAUCGAGAAAGAGCAACGGGAUGCACCCAAGAAAACGGGAGAAGGGACAGUGGACCCCGAGGAGCCCAGCGAGGAGGCGAUGAAGAGCUCGUUGGAACACCACACAGCUCUCGCUGUGCAGUACGACCUGUACGCUAAGGAGCAGAGCAUGAGCAAGGGCAAGGUGGCGAAAGAGCACGCUGAGUGGGCCGGGUCGACGCGCAACAGCAACACCGACGAUAUUUUCUCCCUGAGAGGUGGCCGUGGCGGCGGUGGCCGUGGCGGCGGUGGCCGUCGCGGCGGUGGCCGUGCCGCUGGUGGUCGUGGCGCCGGUGCGCGUGGCGCUGGUGCACGUGGCGCUGGUGCACGUGGCGCUGGUGCACGUGGCGCCGGUGCACGUGGCGCCGGUGCCCGUGGCGCCGGUGGCGCCAGCGCCGGUGCACGUGGCGCCGGUGCCCGUGGCGCCGGUGCCCGUGGCGCCGGUGCCCGUGGCGCCGGUGGCGCCAGCGCCGGGGGCCGUGGCGCCGGUGCCCGUGGCGCCGGUGGCGCCAGCGGGGGUGGACGUGGUGGUAUGAGCAGCACGGGCGGUAGGCCGGGUGGGAGGGGUUACAGGGGGGCGUCGAAUCACCGGCGCCCCGGCGGUGAAGAGGACUGGGAGACAGCCGAAUUCUUCGCGCCCCGCCGAGGCGCGUUGGAGGCAGCUGCUGCUGGAGAGCUGACGGUCGAUCUCCUGCCAGAGGAAGGCGACUGGGAGGAAGAGGUAGACCUUGCAGCCGCAGAUGACCAGGAAGCGCAGAUGUUGUCCGGGGGCAAGCUAGGGCGCCAGUACCGGGAUGGCGCCAACGGGUCGGCAAGGAAGCAGGUGUUCCGGGGCAAUCCGGAAGCAGCGAACGCUUCCGUCGGCGAGCAGAUAGCCGCUGGUUUUGACUUCCUGUUCAGGCGCGACGAACGGGAGGAACAGCGGCUACGGGAAGAACGGGAGGAGCGGGCAGCCCGGCUGGCAGCUGGGGGCGCAGGGGGAGACGCUGCAUCCGCGCGCUUGGACCGUAUGGAGGCCAAGGUUGAGGACCAAAACGGGAAGCUCGACAAGCUCCUCGAACUGGUCGGGCGCAGCAAUGGAAUGCAGCAACCCGCACCUCAGUUCGGUGUGGCUGGGUUCCAUUCGGCGAUGUACCCAGGCCCUGUAGGACCCUGGCCACCCCAGUCUAGCGGCACGGGACUCGACGGUGGAGGGGGGUCGAGCGGGUGGAUACACGGUGCAGCGGGCGCGCCGCGAACGGCUCCACCACCUUCAACCACCGCUGGGGGCCAAGCCGAACUUCCUGGCUUCCUCUCUGCGGAGAGGGGAGCAGACAAUCGGCCUGCGGAGAGGGGAGCAGGCAAUCGGCCUGCGGAGAGGGGAGCAGGCAAUCGGCCUGCGGAGAGAGGAGGCGCCUCUGCCGGAUCCGUUGGAGACGGCGGGGCCCGGGCAUCGGGGCAAGGGGCGAUGGCACCGACGCAGUCAUCGGCGAUUAGGGUUAACCAGACCCUUCAAGGUCGGAAAAGGGUGGGCGGGGCUAGCGGAGCCCAAACAAGCACUGGAGGGGUUGCUGGGUUUGGCAGGACAGCUGCCAAGCGUUCCAGGGGAGGCAGCAGCCGGGAUGCUGGAACAUAAUAUUGUGAACUCGGAGUGUGACCUGCGGGCCUUUCGUGUCUGGCGUUUGGUUGUGUUUGUCUUCGCUUUCGUAGGUUCAAAUCAAGCUGUAACUUUAGGUUUUUCGUCCAGUUUGCGAACCACGUUAGUGUUUAUUAUUUCUAUUCUCUAUGACGGUGGUCCACCGCAAUGCACAAGUACACAAGACGGUGUGGGCGUGGGACUGUUGUCAUUGUUACGUUUUUCCGUGCUGUCUUUCUUUUCUUUUUUUUUGCAGUAGAACCCUUUCCCCUUUUAUGUUAUACCUUGUUUUCGGCCUGAU